AUGGGAAUUUGUCUACGGAAAACACCCCAUACACCUGUACAGGAAGUCGCAGGUAAAGGCAAGUAUCGCUCAGACACGCCCGCCACAACCUGAAUCUCAACGGAAAGAUUUUGUAGACGACAGGAUCGCUUGGAAGACGAAAGGCCUGUAGGUUCACUGUACUUGGAAAUUUGCGCAAAAUUGCUGAAACAAAAAUCAGACCUUCCCAGCAAGAUCAAUUGAACUGGUGUCAACAGCUUUUCCUCUCAAAACCAUGGACCACAUUGACAGCGGAAUGCGUUACACUCCAAAGGAUAAGGAUUGGGAGAACUCUGUCCAGUUCCUGCCGGCGUCAGACUCAAAGAAGCUAGAGAAGAAGAAGGGUCCAGGGAAGGUGGGGGCAGUGAUCGGGGUGGUGAUCUUACUCGCUGUUAUUGCCCUCAUGACCGGUCUACUUGUCUGGCAUUUCCACUUCCGUAAGGAUGUGAGGAUCAAAAAGAUGUACAGUGGCUCCAUGAGGAUCACUAACCAGGUGUUUAUCGAUGCCUACGAGAACUCCAACAGCAGCGAGUUCAAAGCCCUGGCCAAACAGGUCACCACACAGCUUAAAGCCAUCUAUUCCAAGACUCCACAACUGGCAAAGAAUUACGUCGGUUCUACCAUCCAAGCCUUCAGUGAAGGCAGCGUCAUAGCCUACUACCUGUCUGAGUUCAGCGUGCCAGCUGGCCAGGAGGUGGCUGUAGAUAACACCAUGGCUUCGCUGGACAAGAUCGUGGACAAGGUGCGCUCUGUCGGAUCCAAGCCUGGAAGUGAUCUGGUGUUUGAUGAUGUUGUGUCUUCAGCACUAGACAAGCGCAUGUUCGCAAAAUCAUUCAGCAGUUAUUACAGAUACGAGGAGCACACCAAAGCCAAUCAUAUCGGAAAGAUUGACUCCCCCGGCUUCCCCAACGCCCCGUACCCCCCCAACACCUUCAUCCAGUGGCAACUGAGGGCAGACCCCGGCCACGUCAUCAAGCUGGACUUUGACGCCUUCAACCUGGAGGAGGGGGAGGCUGACAACACAUGCAAAAAUGACUUUGUCAAAGUCUACGACUCCCUGGUGGCCAUCGAAAGCAGGGUCAUGGAAGAGAUUUGUGGGUACCAUUCCCCCAGCGACCCCUUGACCUUCCUCUCCUCUCGCAAUGUCAUGUUGGUGACUCUGCUGACUAAUGACAAGAAGAACUACCCAGGUCUGAGGGCCCAUGUCUCCCAGGUUGUUCGUGGCAGCAGAGAACUAGCAUGUGGCGGCCAGUUGAGUGGAGAGAAAGGUACAUUCACUACUCCAAACUAUCCCAACUACUACCCACCCAACACCUACUGUGAAUGGACUAUCCAGGUCCCUGCAGGUAAAAUGGUGAAGGUGCGCUUCAUCAAGUUUCUCCUGUCUGAGCCAGGGCAGAAUGAGAACGACUGUAGGAAGGACUACGUGGAGAUCAACAAGCAGAGGAUGUGUGGAGAGAAGACGACUGUGCAGGUGGUCACAAGUGACACCAACUCGAUGACGGUGCUGUUCUUCUCCGACGCCUCCUACGUCGACCGUGGUUUCAGCGCCGAGUACGAAGCCUUCGUCUCCACAGACCCCUGCCCCAAGGCCUUCCAGUGCAGAAACAAACGCUGCAUCAGUCAGGAUCUCAAGUGCGACGGCUGGAACGACUGCGGAGACCUGAGCGACGAGAUGGAUUGCCGGUGCAAGGAGAAUCAGAUCCAGUGCAAGAACGGCCUCUGCAAACCCAAGUUCUGGGAGUGCGACGGAGUCGACGACUGCGGCGACAACACGGACGAACUGAACUGUGGGUGUAAGUCCGGGGAGACCACCUGUCAGAACGGAAACUGUGUGUCGGAGAAGAAGCGCUGCGACGGCAGAGACGACUGCGGAGACGGCACAGACGAGCUGGACUGCGGCAGAAAAAACGACGUGAGGUGCACCGACGUCACAUACAAGUGUCAAAACAACAUGUGCGUCAGCAAGCUGAACCCGGAGUGUGAUGACGUCGUCGACUGUGAAGAUGGAUCAGACGAGGCCUCCUGUGAUUGUGGGAAGAGCUUGUUCAAGACAUCCCGCAUUGUAGGCGGGGAGAAUGCGGAGGAGGGGGAGUUUCCCUGGCAGGUCAGCCUCCACAUCAAGAACGCGGGUCACGUGUGCGGGGCGUCCAUCAUCAGCAACCGCUGGCUAGUCACCGCUGCGCACUGUGUGCAGGACGAAAACAAGAACAAAUUCUCUCAGCCGGGAAUGUGGGAGGCCUAUCUGGGCGUUCACAUCCAGAAACAGUACGGGAACAAGGUAGAAAAGAGGAACCUGAAACAGAUUAUCUCCCACCCCUACUACAACAGCUACACGUUUGACAAUGACAUCGCCCUUAUGGAGCUGGACAGCCCUGUGUCCUACAGCGACUACAUCAGGCCCAUCUGCCUACCGGCCCCACAGCAUUUCUUCGCCGCCGGCAACUCUGUGUGGAUCACUGGCUGGGGCGCCACGCGCGAGGGCGGAAGCGGUGCUUCCGUGCUCCAGAAGGCAAAGGUGCGAAUCAUCAACAGCACUGUGUGUAACGCCCUGAUGAGCGGGCAGAUCACCUCCCGGAUGAUGUGCGCUGGCAAGCUGGAUGGCGGCGUCGACGCGUGUCAGGGGGAUUCCGGUGGCCCUCUCUCCAGCCCUGAUGGUAGCCACAUGUUCCUGGCCGGAGUGGUCAGCUGGGGGGACGGCUGUGCCCGCAAGGACAAGCCUGGCAUCUACUCAACGGUCACCAAGUUCCGCGGCUGGAUCAAGGAAAAGACCGGCGUGUGAAGAAGAGAGGGACAUGACCUCUGAUCACAGUACUGUACAGAUCUUUCUUUCAAGAGCCAUCUGAACUUUAGUUGAUGAACAGUUCUAACUUAACGAGUGUGGACUUUCCUCAGAAAAGCACAACUUUUAAGAAGCGUUUGUCAAAUAUGUCUUUGUUAGGGGGUGGGGGAGUUGUGGUUUUGGUGUUUUUUUUAAAUGUAAAUAUCUUUUUUUAAAUUUAUUUUAGAGAAAUUGUUACAUGAGAACGCAGGGGGUUGAAAGUCAAAGUUUUCCUAUUUGUUUUACCAGUGAAGUCUACCAUUUUGAAAUUGUGGCCUAAAUGUGAAAUCAGAUUCCCUCUUAAACUUGUUGUUCUUUUCCUCCCCGAGUUGGGAGUUUUCUAAAGGACAGCAAAAAGAUUGAGCUCACGCUCUAUACUGCCUCCUAUGGUUUGGUAUUUAAGUCACAUAUAACUUAAUGUUUAAAUGUUGGUCAUGAAAUUCCAAAGCACUGUUCAAAUUGCUGGACUUGGAAAUGUACUUUAAGAUUGGUCGAUUCCCUAUGGAUCUAUGUAUUUGUAUUUUUCAGGGAUUGAAUUUUAGUGAAGCCAGAAACGAUUGUAAAUGAAAUCAGAUACCAGAAACAAUUAAAUUAGAAAUCAGAUUUGUCAUUGUGAAUCUAACAGAAUUUUGUAUUUUACGUAUACACAAUUUUACAUAUACAUUUGUAUGAUAUUUUAAUGUUGCAAACCUUUCAGCACUAAGAUAACAGUUGGGAGAUUGUAUAAUAGUGUAAUGAAAUACUUGUAAUUAUGUAUUUAAGAUUUCUUGAAAUAAAAUAUCACCAACUAUU
Molecule: messenger RNA, 3631 nt
Organism: Osmerus eperlanus (European smelt)
Lineage: Eukaryota; Metazoa; Chordata; Actinopteri; Osmeriformes; Osmeridae
Gene: st14a
Product: ST14 transmembrane serine protease matriptase a
Exons: 20
Coding region: 254-2800 (848 amino acids)
Biological process (GO): proteolysis; acrosome reaction
Cellular component (GO): membrane
Molecular function (GO): protein binding; serine-type endopeptidase activity
Source: RefSeq, a predicted model, not a curated record